AUAAAAUCAUUAUUACUAAAUCUAAUCUAUAGAUGGAAGGAAAUUGAAAUGCUUUGACGAAACGGUGUAUCGAACAACGGCGUAGGGUUGCGUUGAAAAUUUGAACGUUGAAAUCUCUUCAAGAAAAUGCAUAUUUUUAAAUUCUUAAAUUGGAUCUCCUUCUUCUUCCUUUGUUUCUCUCUCUUUUAUUACUACCGCACUGCCCAAAUCUCUCCCUAUUUCCUUCUCAAUAUGGCUCAAGAUUCCUCCAACUCCGUUUUUGAUUUCACUGUCAAGGAUAUUCGUGGGAAUGAUGUGAGCCUUAGUCAAUACAAGGGGAAAGUUCUUCUGAUAGUGAAUGUUGCUUCUGAGUGUGGUUUAACGAAAUCAAACUACAAGGAGCUGAAUGUAUUGUAUGACAAAUACAAAAAUCAAGGUUUUGAGAUAUUGGCAUUUCCUUGCAAUCAGUUUGCAGGACAAGAGCCAGGAAACAAUGAACAGAUUCAGGAAACUGUAUGCACAAGGUUCAAAGCUGAAUUCCCCAUCUUUGAUAAGGUUGACGUUAACGGGAAGGAUGCAGCACCAAUAUAUAAAUUCCUGAAAUCACAAGAGGCUGGCCGUGGACUAUUUGGCGAUGCCAUCAAGUGGAACUUCACAAAGUUCUUAGUGAACAAAGAAGGGAAGGUAGUUGGUAGAUAUGCUCCUACCACCUCGCCUUUCAAGAUUGAGAAAGACAUCGAGAAUCUAUUGCAAUCUGCUUGAAAACAAGGUCAGGAACCAUACACAAUGAACUCCAAAAGUGCUUAUUUACAUGGCUUGUUAGUUAUGGGAUUGCGCUUAUAAAUGUUUGUAUGAACAUGAUUAUAUUUUCUCUGAACCUUGCACAUAUAUAUACAGUGUUACGUGGUGAAAUUUGAAUUUUAUUUAAGAGGUCUUCAUUUGGCA
Molecule: messenger RNA, 924 nt
Organism: Cucumis melo (muskmelon)
Lineage: Eukaryota; Viridiplantae; Streptophyta; Magnoliopsida; Cucurbitales; Cucurbitaceae
Product: probable phospholipid hydroperoxide glutathione peroxidase
Exons: 6
Coding region: 127-741 (204 amino acids)
Biological process (GO): response to oxidative stress
Cellular component (GO): cytosol
Molecular function (GO): glutathione peroxidase activity
Source: RefSeq, a predicted model, not a curated record